CGACUAUGGCGGUCUGCUUGAAAGCAGUCAUUCUGAUCUUUAACUUUUUUUUGCUCACUUUUAAGACUUAUUGUUGAAAACAUUCCAUUCGUCAGCAAGUUAGAUUCCAACUGAUGAUGAAUCCAACAUGAAGUGCAUUAUCCCAGGCGUUCACAUCAAAGUGUUUGGAAGAGCAAUCCAUUCCUUGUCAAAAAUUGGAGAUGAGCUAUACUUUGAACCUUUAGAACAUGGGCUGGCAUUGAGGACAGUGAACUCUUCCAGAUCAGCCUAUGCAUGUUUCCUGUUUUCUCCCUCAUUCUUCCAAGACUAUGAUGAUGGAAUAUCUGAUAUUUCAUCUCAAAACAGUGAUGAGGAUGCACUCAGGUGUAAAAUUGGGAUGAAGUCUUGUCUGACUGUGUUUAAAUCGAUGGCCAGCAUCGAGAAGACAGUGGAGAGAUGUAAGAUCAAAAUGAAUAUGCAGGAAGCACGGCUGAUAUUCCAACUUCAUUGUAAACAUGGUAUUGUGAAGACCCACAACUUAGCCUUUAUAGAGUGUGAGACCCUCCAGGCAGUGUUUUCUAAAGACAUGUGUAUCAACAAGCUCACAGCUCAUCCUAAAUUGUUAUCAGAUGCUGUUUUGAAUUUCCAAAGUAAUCAAGAGGAAAUAACACUGAUUGCAUCUCCUGAAAGAAUAAGUCUAAAAAACUAUGUGGAAGAGGAACCAGACCCAAACAAAGUUAUGCAUACAAUGUUGAACCUUGACCCCAGUGAGUUUGAUAGCUGUCAGGUUGGCGUGGACGCCGAAAUCACCUUUUGUCUAAAGGAGUUACGGGCUAUUUUAUCUUUUGGUGAAGCCACAGGAAUGCCAAUCUCUCUACAGUUUGAGACGUCUGGAAGGCCUGUAGUGCUGUGUAUAGACAGUGACAGUGCAUUUGAAGCCAAUUUUGUCUUGGCAACUUUAGCUGACCAACAGCAAUCUCAGUCUGGGGCUGUCUCACAGCAAGCUUCUUCAUCUAGGAGUGUCCCACAGAAACAGAACAGAAAAUCCAAACCCAGUGAUCAUGUAUCCUGCAAUCAAAGAGGACCAUCUAACAGAGGUGAUGGAGACCAUAACAUCAAUGAGGCCACCAAUAACCACAAAGGACAAAGAAAGGGCACAGAAAAACAGAAUAGGAGUGAGCGUCUAGAAAUGGCCUAUGUAGAAUUGAUGGAAGAUGAUUUCAAUGAUGAAAUGAUCAAUGAUGACACUGACCUGACUUUACUGACACAUAAGCAAUGCCAAAGUGAGCCAGCUGGCCAUCAUCAAGGCAGAAAUACAACUGAACCUGCGAGAGAAAGCCCAGUACCACACACAUCUCGUCAGGAGGUUCCAAUGUUUACAGCUCGGACAUCUCAGGAAAGCGUGGACAGCCCUGUUAUACCCAAUCAGUCAAUGACUAAGUCUUUUGACAUGAGUGCUGCAAAUAUUACAUUUAAUGAAGAUGAGGAGGAGGAGGAGGAAGAUGUAGUGCCUGGUACACCGCCGAGGAAAAAGUUCCGGUCGCUGUUUUUUGGUAGCUCUCAGGCAAGCACACAAACACAGUCGGUUCUGCAGACCAGUGUGGUUCUGGCAGAGGACACAGACGAAGAAGACUGACAUCUAUUUUUGGUUCAUUAGACAACACUGAGUCCUGGGGCAGGAUGUCCUUUAAGAUUUCAGACAUCCAAGGACCACAGCCGGAUUCAGAUUUUGUGAUAUUGAAGGCCAUAAAUAUGGAUAUUUUAAUGAACUUCAGGGUUAUGAUGCAUACAAACCUUGCAACUGUAGAAUGUAUUUUUGAAGAUCUUUUAGGAGGAUUUCCUUAGCAUUCUCAAUGAAAGACUAUAUUGCUUUAAUAGCAGUGUUAUAUAUUUACCAGUAACACGGAGUUGAUGAAUACAGUACUAUGUAAAUUUUGAAUGGCUAUGAGGCAUAUCCUCAGAAUAGUGUUCAAAGAUGAAGGGACAAUUUUUAUUCAAAAGAUUUAUCAAAUUUUGUUUUAAAGUGCUAUUCAUAUAAAGUGUUUGUGGAGAUCAUGCUGCAAGUUAAAUGUUUUAUCCAGAUAUCAUUGUUAUUUAUUAUCAUUGACACAGUAUCCAUUUUCUCUAAUAAUAAUGGAUAUCAUUAUUUGUUGAAUAAAAUAAGUAUUUUUCAUA
Molecule: messenger RNA, 2154 nt
Organism: Pecten maximus
Lineage: Eukaryota; Metazoa; Mollusca; Bivalvia; Pectinida; Pectinidae
Product: cell cycle checkpoint control protein RAD9A-like
Exons: 13
Coding region: 128-1615 (495 amino acids)
Biological process (GO): mitotic intra-S DNA damage checkpoint signaling; cellular response to ionizing radiation; DNA replication checkpoint signaling
Cellular component (GO): checkpoint clamp complex
Source: RefSeq, a predicted model, not a curated record